AUGGCAGAAAUGGAAUCAUUAGGAAUGUCAAUAAAGAAUUACAAAUACAUCCUAAUACUUCUAUACAAUAUUGUAAAAAGUAACCAUACAGCUACUCUGAAAUCAAAGGGUCUUUACCUAAUUAUUUGUUUAGGAAAAAUACUGCCAAGUAGUAGCACUGAAUACCAUCUGGAAAUAUCAAUCUCUCUAUACAUUAUACUGAAGUUAUCUGAUGCUAUAAAGGAUAUUUCAAUUAAAGAAAUGGUAAAAAUAUCAGAAACAACUAUCAGAAAACUGAUAUCGUAUCUUAGUAAUCCUGAUAUGGAUCAUGCAAGAUUGCUAUCCGUAGGAAUUAUUUCAUUUAUUAUAAAUCACACACCUAAAACUAAUAAAAUAAUGGCUGAAAAAACAGUUGAAAAAAUUAUAGAGUCCCUAUUAAAUAUCCUAUUGUCUAGAAAAACUGAAGGAAAAUUAAAAAUGCUCUCCGCAAAUUUACUUGAUACUAUGCUGCCUAUUUAUCAAGUAGAUAUAUCAAAAGGCAUUAGUGGAAUGUCUCUUUUCCAAUGGCUGAUAGAGGUUAUUAGGGUUAAUCAUUCUGAAAUUUGUUUUGGACUUUUGAAAUUUCUAAAACUUGGUCUUGCUAGAAACAAUGACGUUGACAACACAACAAUCUUGAAAGUGUUUCAAAUAGUUUCGGGCGCAUUGGUCAAAAUAGGGACUAAAGAGGAGAAUAUUCCAUCGGAAUCUGCCUACACUACCGAGCUCAUGACUAUAUUGAGUGACCUUUUAAACAGAAUCCAGGUAUUACUUUAUUCCUAA
Messenger RNA from Theileria equi strain WA, 798 nucleotides. RefSeq lists its product as hypothetical. The record is from RefSeq and is a predicted model, not a curated record. NCBI's taxonomy places the organism in Eukaryota, Apicomplexa, Aconoidasida, Piroplasmida, Theileriidae. The coding region runs from base 1 to 798 and encodes 265 amino acids. The transcript is spliced from 3 exons.